This is a messenger RNA of Phalaenopsis equestris, 1636 nucleotides long. RefSeq names its product cytochrome P450 89A2-like. The transcript has a single exon. The record is from RefSeq and is a predicted model, not a curated record. The annotation marks the transcript as partial. Gene Ontology annotation, cellular component: membrane. Lineage: Eukaryota; Viridiplantae; Streptophyta; Magnoliopsida; Asparagales; Orchidaceae. Gene Ontology annotation, molecular function: heme binding; iron ion binding; oxidoreductase activity, acting on paired donors, with incorporation or reduction of molecular oxygen, NAD(P)H as one donor, and incorporation of one atom of oxygen.
CAAACAUAUACAGGGCAUCGAAGAGCCGGAACUCCAUAAGCUCAUGCCACAGAAGCAGCAGCAAAGCAGAGACGACCGAUGACACUCGUGCCAUGGCCAGCGCUCUUCCUCGUCUUCCUCUGCUCUCUCUUCCUCUCCUUCUUUGUCAAGCAUCUUCCUCUCCUCAAUACCCACAAACCAUCGAAAGCUCCACUUCCUCCCUCCAUCUCCAUCCUUCCCAUCCUCCUCCACCUCGUAACCCACCGCGGUUCCCUUCAAGGAAUCACCGUCCUCCUCCGUCGCUAUCACUCUCUCCACGGCCCCAUCCUAAGCCUCCGUCUCCUUCCCUUCGCUCCCCCCACCAUCUUCAUCUCCAGCUCCGAUCUCUCCCAUACCGCUCUCUUCAAACACGCCGAUUCCUUCUCCAACCGCCCCCCACCUGUCGAGCCCACCAUCUUCCUCACCGGCGGCAACAACGAUAUCUCCUCUUCUAAUCACGGCUCCCUAUGGAGCAUCCUCCGCCGCAACCUCUCUUCCGAAAUUCUCCACUCCUCCAGUCUCCGUAACUUCGCCCAGGCACGAAGCUGGGCCGUCCAGCUCCUUCUCGAAAAGCUCCAUUCCUUUGCCGGCCGGGAGGAGUUCAUCCCAAAACAGAGUUUUCAACACGCCUUCCUCUCCAUCCUCGCGCUCAUGUGUUUCGGCCAAAAGCUCCCGGAAAGCGACAUCCACGAAAUCGACCACCUGCAAUCAUUUCUCCUCAGACUUUUCUCCACCUUCAAUGUCUUCGCUUUCAUUCCCUCGAUCACCAAGCUCUUGUUUUAUAAAAGAUGGGAAGAUAUUGUUCAUGCGAGACAGAGGCAGGCAGAAAUCUUCCUCCCGCUGAUAAAAGCGAGGCGAGAGAGGAAACAGAACAUGAAGGAAGGCAGCGCCGUGGAGUACUGUUACGUGGAUUCUCUACUUGAUCUACGCCUUCCCGUGGAAGGCGAGCGGGGGCUCAGCGACUACGAGAUGGUGAACCUCUGCCACGAAUUCCUCAGCGGAUCCGCAACCACCGCGACGGCGCUCGAGUGGACCAUGGCCGAGCUGGUGAAGCAACCGAAGGUUCAGUCAAAGGUGUUUGCAGAGAUCGAAUCUUUGAUAGGAAGAGGCGAGGAAGAUAUCAUAAAGGAGGAGUUUUUACAGAGAAUGCCUUAUCUAAAAGCGGUGAUAAUCGAAUCGCUUCGGCGUCACCCGCCCACCCACUUCGUUCUGCCGCAUUCAGUGAAAGAGGAAGUUGAGCUGAAUGGGUAUUUGAUUCCCGUGGGAGCAGAGGUGCACUUUGCUGUGGCGGAUGUGCAUUGGGACCGGUGGACUUGGGACGAGCCCAUGGAAUUCAAGCCGGAGAGGUUUAUGGACGGCGGGGAGGGGGAAGGUGUGGAUUUAACCGGAAACAGGGGGAUCAAAAUGAUGCCUUUUGGGGCGGGGAGGAGGUUGUGUCCAGGUUAUGCGUUCGCCAUGCUUCAUUUGGAACUUCUGGUGGCCAAUCUUGUGAGGGAGUUCGAAUGGAAAAGUGAUGCAGGGAAUGAGGUGGAUCUCACCGAAGUGUUCGAUUUUACGAUGGUCAUGAAAAAUACUCUUAGGGUUCGUAUUGUUCGACGAAGGCGGGAAGAGAAAGCAG